AUGGCUUCUGCAACAAAGGUUGGUGGACGCGCUGUCGUCAAGGCUGUUACCUCUGGUGACCAUAUCAUCGUCCGUGGUCAGCCAAAGAACGGCCCUCCAGCUGAGAAAACCAUCAUCUUCUCCAACAUCGACGCUGGCAAGCUUGCCAAGAGAGGCAACGAUGCCAUCCCAGCAUCUGGAGACGGCGAGUACGCUUGGACCGCGCGAGAGACCCUCCGAAAGAAGAUCAUCGGCAAAGAGGUCUAUUUCAAGGUCCAGGACAUGGCCGAUAGGAACGUGUCCUAUGGCGUCGUUUACCUCGGCGCUGACGAUUCUGGCGAGAACUUGACAGAGUGGAGCAUCGCUUCCGGAAACUGCAAGCUUCGCGAAAACGUCAAGAAGCAAGUCGAGCAACAUGCUGCUCGACAAGCUCAAGCCGAAGCCAAGGAUGGAGAAAGCCAGGCGAACAUCGACAACGAUCCGCGAACGAAGGAAAUUGCUGAGCUUCAGAAACUCCUCGAUCUUCAAGAAAAAGCCGAGCAAGAAGGUCUUGGACGAUGGGCGACUGACCGACCUUCUCCUCGACAAAACAUCGUAUUUGCUGUCACCGAUGCGGACGUUUUCUUGGCGAAUAAUCUCAAAAAGAAGCUCCCGGCCAUCCUCGAGCAUGUUUUCAACGCUUCGAUGAUGCGAAUCUGUCUUCCCACGUUGAACACUUAUAUCACCCUUUCUUUGACAGGUAUCCGAGCUCCUGGCGAGCGAGGACCCAAUGGAAAGGAAGAAUACUUCGAUAUCUCCAAGUUUUUCGUUGAAUCGCGCCUUCUGAACAAGGACAUUAGCAUCACUAUUGAAGGCGUCGCCCCCAACAUGGGCAAUACCCAGAAAGAGCCCCUCUUUGUCGGUACCGUCCAUCACCCCGCUGGAAACAUCGCCGAGGCUCUUCUCAAGGAAGGAUACGCCAAGUGCGUCGACUGGUCAAUGGGCAUGCUCAGCAGCGACCCAGCCAAGUAUCGAAACGCUGAAAAAGCCGCCAAACUCGCCAACAAGAGAAUCUGGAAGAACUUCAUUGCUCCAGACGCCAACAUUCCCGAGAGCGAGCGAUCCUUCAGCGGAAAAGUCAUCAAGAUCGAGAACACUGAUUCGAUUACUGUCGACGCUGCUGGAACUCACAAGACGAUCUUCUUCGCUUCCGUUCGACCUGUUCGAGCGACCGAUCUCCAGGAAGAUGUCAGGCGCAAGUUCGACAAGAUGAGUAUCGAAAAAAACUGCUCCAAAGGGACGAGAGAGUUCCUUCGAAAGAAACUCGUCAACAAAAAGGUCGACGUCGUCAUCGAUUACAUCCGACCACGAUCGGAAGAAGCCGGCCAGGUCUACCCCGAGCGAACCUGCUGCACCGUCCGAUUCCAAGGUCAAAACGUAGCAGAAGGCCUUGUCGCCAAAGGAUACGCCAUGCCUAUCCGACAUCGUCACGACGACAACAACCGAUCCUCCGAGUACGACGCUCUCCGAGAUGCCGAAUCCAAGGCCGAAAAAGCCGGCAAGGGUUGCUUCUCCAAGAGCGUGCCCGAGCCAAUGAAGGUGUCUGACGUCUCCCAGGAGCAGCACAAGGCGCGAUCGUUCUUUACCUUCCUCAAGGGAAAGAAAAACGAUGCUAUCGUCGACCAUGUCUUCAGUGGAUCUCGACUGAAACUCUUCGUCCCUAAAGAAACUUGUCUCCUCACCUUCCUCAUCGGUGGUAUUCAAUGCCCACGAGGUGCGCGGCCAGUCGGAAAUGGAGUCAUCGAGCCAGCUGAGCCAUACGGCGAGGAAGCCCUUGCUUUCACCAAGUCUCUUCUGACUCAGCGAGACGUCACCAUUGAAGUCGAUACCAUGGACAAGGUCGGUGGCUUCGUCGGAUAUCUCUUCGUCGACCGAGUCAAUGUGUCUAUCAAAUUGGUCGAGCAGGGUCUCUCGAAGGUCCACUACUCUGGCCAGCAGGGCAAGUACGCCAAUGAACUUCUCGCCGCUCAGGAACGAGCUCAGUCUGCCAAACUCGGCCUCUGGAAGGACUGGACUCCUCCAGUUGAGGAAGUUGCGCCAGUUGAAACCGAAAGCAAAGCCAUCUCCCGCGCCGUCGACCCGAAAGAAAUCGUCAUUACAGAAGUGACGGCGAACCUUUGCUUCUAUGGCCAAAUGGUCUCCGAGCAGGAGAAACUUUCAAAACUCACUGACGAAAUGCGUGCUUACUUUACGGAAACUCCUCCCACCGCUGGAGCUUACAAAGCGAAGAGAAAUGACGUCUGCGGAGCGAUCUUUGCCGAGGAUGGACUUUGGUAUCGAGGAAAAGUUGAGAAAAUCAGCCGGGAUGGCUCCGAAAUGGCGACGAUUACGUUCAUUGAUUACGGUAACCGAGCUCUUGUUCAUGUGACCAAGCUUGCAUCGCUCCCUGCGCAGUUUUCCACCGCUGUUCUUCCUGCCCAGGCGAACGAGUACCAGCUUGCUUUGGUCAAGCCGCCAUCUGAUGAGGACUCUUGCUCGAUCGCUCUCAACGAAUUCAUCUCAAUGCUCGAGUCUCCCGAACAAUUCUCGAUCAACGACGAGAACCUCCGAGAAGGAUCCACUUCCCAGGUGACUCUUCUCAAAAAGGGAGAAGACAUCGGCGAGAUGCUCCUUUCUCAAGGCUUCUGCACGACUGUCAAGAAAUCGCCAGCCCAUUUGACCGAGUUGCACAAGAAAUAUCUCGAGAGCCAGGAGAGCGCUAGAAAGAACCGCCUCAAUCUCUGGCGAUACGGAGAUAUCACCGAGGACGACGAUACUGAGUUCGGCAUGCGAUCUGAGAAGAAAUAA
Messenger RNA from Oikopleura dioica, 2805 nucleotides. The record is from the annotation of a GenBank genome assembly. Lineage: Eukaryota; Metazoa; Chordata; Appendicularia; Copelata; Oikopleuridae.